Messenger RNA from Musca domestica (house fly), 1050 nucleotides. RefSeq names its product ctenidin-3. The transcript has a single exon. The record is from RefSeq and is a predicted model, not a curated record. Lineage: Eukaryota; Metazoa; Arthropoda; Insecta; Diptera; Muscidae. The coding region runs from base 220 to 813 and encodes 197 amino acids.
UGUGUAUUCUGGUAGGUGCUAUGUGAGACUCAAUUGAGGCAUGCCUAGAAUAAUUGAUUUUAACAAUCUGACUAUAAAUGGGAAGCAUUUUACCAGCAGACACUUCAGUUCAUUGUAACCUUUCUAAAUAAUCGAAUAACUUCGAAAAGUUUGAGAUUUUCGCAUUGCAAAUUUUGAAAAAAAAAAGUUCAGAUCCGGUUUGAGUUUUAAGAGAGGAUAAUGAAACGUUUUGUUAUAUUGGCUCUGCUGCUGGUGGCCACAGUCACUGCCACACCCACUCUACAUAAGUUGAAGAGUAAAUUGCUGGGUGGAGGAUUAGGAGGUGGAUUUGGUCUUGGAUAUGGUGGUGGUGGCGGCGGCGGUUAUGGAGGUGGUGGCUAUGGAGGCGGUCAUGGUGUUUAUGGCGGUGGUGGUGGCUAUGGAGGCCAUGGUUAUAGCGGCGGUGGAGGAUACGGUGGUCAUGGCGGCUAUGGUGGCGGUUACAACAAGGAAGUUAUUGUCGUAAAAGAAGUUCCUGUCUACACUGUUGCAGUACAAAAAGGAGGCGGCGGUGGCGGCUAUGGUGGCGGUCAUGGCUAUGGCGGCGGUGUUGGGGGUGGUAACUAUGGUGGCCAUGGAGGUUACUCCGGCGGUUAUGGCCAAGGUGGUUAUGGCGGCGGUAACAGUGGAGGUUGGGGUGGCAAUGGCGGCGGUGGUUGCAGUUCCUGUGGAAAUCAAUUGUAUGGCCAUGGCGGCGGUGGUGGUAGUGGUUCUUAUGCCACAGCCUCAGCCCAGGCCUCCGCCUCUAGUGGAAGUUACUCGAAUAGUUGGUAAAUCUUUUUAAGAAAUCCGAAUAGUUUUUAGUGUUUGUAAAUAAGAAUGUUAUUAUUUCAUUAUUGCGUUCUAAAUUUUUUCGUGAAUGGCCGAAACGGAAUUAAAAAAACGGAAUUGUGUAAUUGUGGGACUGUUUCGAAAAAUUAUCACAAUGUAAUUUAAUUGUUUAAAUCUUAAUAGCUGUGAAAGUAAUAACAUGAAAAUAAAUAAAUAAUAAAUAAAAAAUACAAAGUAAAA